Messenger RNA from Alternaria conjuncta, 963 nucleotides. RefSeq lists its product as uncharacterized. Bases 1 to 963 code for a protein of 320 amino acids. Gene Ontology annotation, molecular function: oxidoreductase activity; zinc ion binding. The record is from RefSeq and is a predicted model, not a curated record. Lineage: Eukaryota; Fungi; Ascomycota; Dothideomycetes; Pleosporales; Pleosporaceae. The transcript is spliced from 4 exons.
AUGCAACUCCCCAAAACACAAAAGGCGGCCAUCAAACAAGGCACCGGCGACAACACUACGAUUACCAUCAAGGAGAUUCCUGUCCCGGAACCAGCUCCUGACCAGAUUCUCGUCAAGAUAAACUACAGUGGCCUCUGUGCCUCGGACAAAUCCCUGCUCCAUGAUGAGUGGGACUUCAAGAUGGCCGAAUGUACCGAAGGCAUCGCAGGCCAUGAGGGCGCUGGCAUCGUUGUAGCCGUUGGCGCAAACGUGCAGGAUCUCUGGCAGAUUGGUAAUCGCGCUGGUAUCAAAUGGAUUGCGUCUCUGAACAGUGGAUUUACUGUUGCGGGAACGUUCCAGGAGUAUUGCUUAACGGAUGCGAGAUAUGCGACGAGAUUGCCUGAUGGUGUCAAAGACGAGGAGGCGGGCCCGAUCAUGUGUGGUGGUGUUACAGCAUAUGUGGCUUGCAAGAGAAGCCUUGGUCAUUUUGGUGUUCAGUACGCUCGCCAUAUGGGUAUGCGCGUUAUUGCCAUCGACGGCGGCGCCGCCAAACGCGAUCUCUGCCUCUCUCUUGGUGCCGAGAGGUUUAUCGACUUCACUACAUGCUCGGACAUCACUUCCGAGAUCAUGAAGAUUACUACUUAUGGCGCCCAUGGCGUGAUCGUUUUCGCAGCAACGAAAGCAGGCUACGAACAAGCGCCACACUUGCUGAGACCCAACGGCACGAUGGUGUGUGUAGGUCUACCGAAAGAUUCGUCGAUCAUUGCGGGAGCUAGUCCAAUCCUGAUGUGCCUCAAGAGAUUGAAUGUUGUGGGAAGCGUGACAGGAACGCUAAAGGACGUUGAGGAGGCACUCGACUUUACUUCGCGAGGACUCGUACAUCCGAUUCUGACUCAUGGUGGUUUGGAGGAUAUUGAUCGGUUCUGUGCAGACAUGAAUGCAGGGAAGCUUGCUGGACGGGCUGUCAUCAAGAUCGCUGCGUAG